Messenger RNA from Thlaspi arvense, 1686 nucleotides. The record is from the annotation of a GenBank genome assembly. NCBI's taxonomy places the organism in Eukaryota, Viridiplantae, Streptophyta, Magnoliopsida, Brassicales, Brassicaceae.
AUGCCGAAGCUGGUGGAAAAGUCGGGAAGCCGACCACCGUGGGUGGGAUUAGCGGCCGCCGCGUGGGUUCAGAUGUCGGCGGGAAACGGUUCGACGUUCCCGCUUUACUCCGCCGCUCUCAAAUCGGUUUUGGGUUUUAACCAGCAACAGAUCACGAUCCUCGGCGUCGCUUGUGAUUUGGGAGAAAACAUGGGGCUACUCCCAGGAUAUGCCAGUAACAAGCUUCCUCCAUGGGCGAUGCUUCUCCUCGGACUUUCCUCUUGUUUCCUCGGUUACGGCGUCCUCUGGCUCUCCGUCAGCGAAAUCGUUCUUGGUUUGCCUUUCUGGCUGCUUUUCAUCGCUCUAGUUGUGGCCACCAAUAGCAGCUCAUGGUUCGGCACAGCAUCUCUAGUGACCAACAUGAGGAACUUUCCUAUGAGCCGAGGCCCUGUGGCGGGACUCCUCAAAGGCUACAUUGGGAUCAGUGGUGCAGCAUUCACUGUGUUGUUCAGCGUCUUGCUUCACCACUCAGCUUCGAAUCUGCUCCUGCUUCUCACGGUUGGCAUUCCGGUUUUAUGCUUAGCGGUCAUGUACUUCGUCCGCCCCUGUACUCCGGCGACCGGUGAAGACCCUUCUGAGCCGCUCUAUUUCGCUUUUCUGCUCGGCACUAGUAUCAUUCUCGCUGCUUAUCUUGUUGUGACGACUGUGGUCAGUGAGGUGUUUUCACUGCCAACCAUCCUCAGAUAUGUUCUUGUGGCUAUCAUGGUGUUGUUUUUGUUCUCGCCUCUUGCGAUCCCCAUCAAGAUGACACUUUUCCGUUCAGAUGCCACGAGAUCUCUACCUGGUUCUUCGGACAAUCUAGCCAAAGAGGAAGGGGAAGAACCACUGCUCACAACUUCUACCUCAGCUUCAAACCUCGGGCCUCUCUUCGAAGGAGAAGGAGAUGAUGCCUCGGAUAUGGAAAUACUUCUCGCUGAGGGAGAAGGUGCGAUUAAGAAGAAGAGAAAACCCAGGAGAGGUGAGGAUUUCAAGGUUCGCCAAGUGUUUGUCAAGGCAGAUUUCUGGCUGCUUUGGUUUGUGUAUUUCCUCGGCAUGGGUUCAGGCGUUACGGUCUCAAACAACUUGGCACAGAUUGGAUUUGCUUUUGGUAUUAAGGACACAACCAUACUCCUUUGCCUCUUCAGCUUCUUCAACUUCGUAGGUCGUCUCGCUUCAGGUGCCAUUUCCGAGCACUUCGUGAAGUCAAGAACGCUUCCAAGAACACUAUGGAUGGGAGCCGCGCAGCUCGUCAUGGUAUUCACAUUCCUCCUCUUCGCCAUGGCCAUCGACCACAGCAUUUACGUGGCGACUGCUCUGAUCGGGAUAGGCAUGGGGUUUCAGUUCUUAUCGAUCGCAACCAUCUCGGAGCUCUUUGGACUGAGGAAUUUUGGAAUAAACUACAACUUCAUACUCCUGGGAAACCCAAUCGGGGCCACCAUAUUCUCGGCCUUUCUUGCCGGAUACAUCUACGACAUGGAAGCUGAUAAGCAAGGGAAUGCGACAUGCAUAGGUCCGGAUUGCUUCAGGGUAACGUUCUUGGUCCUGGCCGGUGUGUGUGGCCUUGGAACUCUGCUGAGUGUUAUAUUGACGGUGAGAAUCCGCCCGGUUUAUCAAGCUCUCUAUGCGUCCGGCUCUUUCCGGUUGCAGCCGCAAUCAGCUGGUCACUGA